UGUUUUCCUUUUCAGUAAGUGUGGACAACUGUGCAAGUGUGAGAGCAUCAUGGUAGCAUUCAAAGGAGUCUGGACUCAGCCCUUCUGGAAAGCCGUUUCAGCAGAAUUUUUGGCCAUGUUGAUUUUUGUCCUCCUCAGCCUCGGCUCUACAAUCAAUUGGGGUGGAUCAGAGAAGCCACUGCCCGUAGACAUGGUCCUUAUCUCUCUCUGCUUUGGACUCAGCAUUGCAACCAUGGUGCAGUGCUUUGGACACAUCAGCGGUGGCCACAUCAACCCUGCUGUGACCGUGGCCAUGGUCUGCACAAGAAAGAUCAGCCUCGCCAAGUCGGUCUUCUACAUUCUCGCCCAGUGCCUGGGAGCCAUCGUGGGAGCUGGCAUCCUCUACCUCAUCACACCACCGAGUGUGGUGGGAGGCCUGGGAGUCACUGCGGUACAUGGGGAUCUUUCCGCUGGCCAUGGACUCCUGGUGGAGCUGAUAAUUACAUUCCAGCUGGUUUUUACUAUUUUUGCCAGCUGUGAUUCAAAACGAAGUGAUGUCACUGGUUCAGUAGCUUUAGCAAUUGGAUUUUCUGUUGCGAUUGGACAUUUAUUUGCUAUCAAUUACACUGGUGCCAGUAUGAACCCUGCUCGCUCAUUUGGACCUGCUGUCAUAAUGGGAAAAUGGGAAAACCAAUGGGUUUAUUGGGUAGGACCAAUAAUAGGAGCAGUCCUUGCUGGUGCUCUUUAUGAGUAUGUCUAUUGCCCAGAUGUGGAGCUCAAGCGCCGUUUUAAAGACGUCUUCAGUAAAACUGCGCAGCCAUCCAAAGGGAAAUACAUAGAAGUGGAUGACACCAGGAGCCAUGUAGAGACCGACGACCUGAUCUUGAAGCCUGGCGUUGUCCAUGUGAUUGAUAUUGACAGGAGUGAGGACAAGAAGGGAAGAGAUCCAUCAAGUGAGGUGCUGUCUUCUGUAUGACUAGCAAGGGGCACUGAAAGCAGAGAGCAGCCUGCCAGCGAGUCCACAGAUAUCUUUCCACCUAUUAAAGAAACAGAUCUCCUCUAAACUGAGCAUCUACCAUUUCUUAAAAGGUGUGGUGAAGGCAGCUGUGUGGUAGUAGCGUCAACAAACCAUACAUCUGCUCAGCUGGAAAAUUAGGACUUCAUUAUAAUUAGGAUUCCCCAUGAAUUAUUCCAAAUUAGGAGUUGUUCCUACUAUUUUCCUUUCUUUCUGGAACAACCCCAAAGUCAAAAAGAGAUGAAAGCAUUCUUCUUUAAUAAAUCAGUCAAUAAUGAGACGAAGAUAGAGAUGUUUAACAUUCAGAUUGACAGAUAAGACGUAUCAGGAAAUGCCUAUAGACAUGAAGACCUACUUAUCAGAUUGUUCUUCUGACACUUAAUUGACUGUUGUCAGCUUUGAUUAGAACAUCUUAUCCAUUAAGCAUUCUCUGUGAGGUUCAGGGACAGCACCAACAGUAUUUAAGAGUUUUAUCCAAAGUCAAGCAAAGGAGUAUUGUUUCCACUCACGUAUGUCACUACUACCUUGCAAACUACCUCUGAAAUAAAUGAUAUUUUAAUAGGCUCCAGAAAAAAUUCGAUCAACCCAUCAAAUUUCACUCAUAUGAUUUUCUGUAUAAAUGUAUUACCUACAUCUCUUCCCAGGAGUAAAUAUGCUGAAAUUGAAUGUUGAAGUCUACCGUAAUAAGGCUACAAAGUGUUUAACUGUACUUCAUGCUCACUUCUGACAUUGUCUAUCUGGUGAAACAUUCUCCUGAGGUUUGACUAUUGACCAUUUCUUGUUAGCAGACUCUCAAGGUCAUGCAAAGAAUAUAAAGGCUUUCCUGUUACAUAAUAACUCAAAUAAGACCCAUCAGAAGAAAAGAAGGCAUAUCUGUUUUCAGUGCACUUGUUUAAAUACAGAUUUCUGUGCAAAUUUAUGUAAACUAAAAGUUUAAAUUACUUACCUACUUUCUUACAAGAUGGUAGGAGAUUUGGGGUUUUUAAUUUAUUAGUAAUGUAGAGAGUUUUUAAAUUUUAACUGUAUUGAAACACUGAUUGAGAAGUAUUUUUUAUAACAGAGGAUAAAAACAUGACUGCUUCUGCCUUUUUGUUGUAACUAAUGCCUAACUAGCUGAACAGAAUCCUCUCUUGUUCCACAGCUCACCUAGUCUUAAUUACAUCUCCAGUAAAGUCUGCUUUAUUUGUUGUUAGGAAAAGAUGCAAACACUUGAAGGGUUUUUGAGGGAAGGGGACAUGAAAUCAGUAAUCAGGCUUUCCCCCAUAGAAGUAUUUUGAUAGACAUAAUCAUCUCACUGGAGCAGCUUCUAUAAAGCUGUUACUUACUGCUUUUGCUUCUGAUCAGUGGCUUUGAGUUUUACAACAUGCAGCUGCCAAACAGUCAGGAGCAUUAUGUUAUGACUGUAAUUGUGUAGUUUUUAUUUUGAAAUUGAAAAGCUAUUCCUGCCUACUUAAGAAUAAGAGGGAAAAAAAGCAUUAGUCCUGGCUGUGGGCUGUAAUAGACUUGUCUCCUCUUUGUCAUGCUCUACAUGCAAUCUUUAUUGCAGGGAAUUAGAUGCUUCUAGUGAGAUAAUAAACCACUGCUAAACUCAAAUCUGUGCACUGUGAUCCAAGGACAAUUCUGCUAUUCCAACUCACAGCACUGUAUAGCUCCAGCAUGUCCUGCUGUACUCAUUCUCCUACUUUCACACUUUUCUUGCCUUAAAAACCUUGUUAGAGAGUGGCACAAGCUCCCUGCAUCGAGCGCUAGAGUUGUGAUUCCUCCAACAUUUGCAUUUGGGCCCUGCUCCUGCCUCUGCUGUGCGGGCACAGCACAUGGCAUACAUGGGCUUCCUGGGAUGACCCAGUGACAGCCCUGCUCCUGGCCAGACGUACUCCUGUCAUGUACCUGUGGAGUAUGGUAAAACAGCUGAUGGUUGUCCCUAGCUGUACUCCUCAGGACAUCAUCGUGGUUCAAGGGCAGGAACAUGGCUAGGGACCUGCUGGUAUUUGACCUGCUGUAUCAAAUCAGAGAUAAGAGCCAAGCAAGAGCCAAGGAUCACAGAUAAGAGUUAAGCCACAGCAGGAACUGAGUCUCCAGGGAUGGGCAACAUAGAUGUGGCGUUUGGAAUCCUGUAUGCCUUUUCUCAAAUGGGUAAGUGUCAUCCUAAAUAAAUUCAAUCACAAAGAGUAAAAAUAGUGGGGGGUUUUGUUGGUUUGUUUGUUUUUGUUUCUGUGGUGUUUUUUGUUUUUUUUCUCUAGAUAUUUGUUCUGGUCUUUUUUUUUUUUCUUCAAACACUGUGUUUGUUAAAGGGACAUUUUAAUUAAACCUUCAUGGCUUAAGCAGGUAAAAUGAAGAGCGUUAUAUUCAUAGCACUAGUGGAUUGUUAAAAUUUUUACAUUUUUAUAUUUAAAAGCACUCCUUAGGAACUCAUAAUAUGCAGAUUUUACAUGGUGCUGUAUUAUUUGAAUAAGAAGCUGUGAUUUGCUUUAUGCUUAAGGUCCUUUACACAAAUUGCAUGAUAUUUGUUUUCUUCAUAUAGUCUGAUUCUGCUGCAGAGGUGAGCGUAAUAUGAGCAUGGUACUGGCCAACUCAAUUAGGAAAUUUUUUUCCUUGAAACACAGUUUACUAAUGAAUUGUGACAAACACUCAGAACCAGACCUAGAAGAACUCCUUACUCAACAAGAGUAUUGGAGAUAAGAUGCUGAGGCUCCUGAAAAGAUCAAGAGAAAGAAGAGAAGUUAAAGUAGAGAGACCAUUAGCCAAUAAAGGAUGCUGUCAUGCAUUGGCCAAUUUAGGAAAGUGAGAACUGUUAGGUUUGCUCCUGCUUCCAUGGAAUCAAACUCAUGGAGAAGUUUGUCAUUAGCUGCAAAGAAAAUGAUGCUGAGCUUUUUGGGGAGCUGAUGGCUCCUCUCAUGCACUUCACUGUAGUUUUUCCAAAAUAAGCACUUUUAAGCAAAAUAGUAAAUUAAGGAAGGAGAUACAUUCAACUUGAGGUUUGUGACUCAUCCUAAAGUAAAUCCUUAGGUGUAACUACCACCAAAGCCCAUUGUACCCCACAAAAGGAGAUCAGCAUUCGUGGUGUUCAAGGUAUAUUCAAGUAACAUCACACCUCAGCACCCCUUAGGACUCAGCUUUCUCAGCUUUAAAUUUCAAGGGUAUAUGCUUCUCUACGUUGCUUUGCAGUGGCAUCAUUAUAAAAACAAUAAUUUAACGUUUUGUUAAACAAUAGACUGGCAUCAUCUUCAUAUGGCUUGAAAACACUUAGCAUAUGUAUUGGUUAAUGUUGGUGGAUAUAUAUUGCAGUAAGCUUGACAGGCGUUUCACCAUUAUUCUGGAAAAAAUUGUGGAUGAGUCUCAUACCCCUCCAUGAUGGCACAGGUGUUUCCAACACUGCAUUUGCACAUUAACAAGCAUAUUCAGAAUAUUUAAUCCCCAGACUUCAGAAGAGAAAGGAUGAAAAGCUGAAGGUGGUUACACUGAGGCACACAAAUACCUUUCAGGUUGCCUAAAUCCUGAGGAGUUUAUCAGCCAAAUCCUAACUAUUCUCAUGGGAAAAAAAGAAAAAGAAAGAAAAAAGAUUCCUGCAGCAUUUGAGAGUCAUAACCCUUCUCAUGUUGAAGUACAUGGGAGUUUUUUUAUUCAGUGGAAGCAGGAGCAAGACUCAUCUCAUAUGCAGCAUUUAGGCUUGUCACGUGUAUUUGCACAUGAGUUUUUCAAAAUGUGUUUUAUUUUUAAUUAUUCAUUAUUGGGCAUGGUAGAUGCCUAAAAAGAUAAAUAGCCUUCAGAUAAGGCUUUCACCUUUCUAAUGCUAGUUUACAGCAGUUGCAUCUGAAAUCUGCAACAUUUUAAAGUCUGUGUAACACAUGCUGGAUGUUAUACACCACCCACUAUUUAUAAUCGAAAUAAAAUAGUGAGAAUUUACAUUGUGAAUCUUUCUGUCCAAGGUGAGAGAUGUGAAUGCCACACAUUCUGACUCUCAAAUCAACUUGUGUGUAUUUGAGUUUCUCAAGGACUUACGAAUAGACAUGAUGCAAGUACAGACUGAAUUAUUUGUUAUGUGGUUACUUAUACGAUUUAAAUCAUCCUGAUGCAGUCUUUGUAAUUUAGGACAAACGAGGUAGAGCAAACUAUGUUUGAUGAUUUUUCCACAAUAUUGCUUAAUGUGGAAAUGUUUAGUCACCGUCAUAUCAGAACUAAUGUUAUAGGACUUAAACUUUCCGUGUGUUACAUUUGGAAUAAUCUACUGAAGAAUAUACUAUGAAAUAAUACAUGAUUUUCUGGUUCCCAUUUGUAUUCUACUGUAUCUCACACUUGAAUUGCAAAUAAAUUGUCUGUUCCAAAAAAAGAAAAGGCAUCAUUUGUUCACUGAAAAUAUUCAACAGUCCCAAAGCUCACGACCAAAAUAUAUAGAAAAUAAACAAUCCAGAAAAUAGCAGAUCUGAGGAGUUUGGAAGUGUGCGCUUACUUAGACGUACUGCAGAAGUUGUAUAUCAGGAAAGAGAUGUGAUUGCAAAAGAUGUAAUAUCUUCAUGGAAAAAAACAAAACCAAGUAGAGCAAAAGUUAUGCCACUGCACUCAACCCUGAUUUUUCUGGAUGGGUUUAAAACGCAUUUAGAAUAGUGGGAAGCUAAAAUUUUAUAUAAGUGAUAGAACGGAUGCAGGCAUUUCAGAGUCCUUUUGCUGAUGCUGAGCUGUGAGACCCAGCUCCCAUGGAAAAUUUCAGCAACAAAAUUGGCUCUAGUAGCAAAAAUAUUUUUUGAUGCCUGGCUCCUUACUUGGAAUGCAAAGCUUAGCUCCUAAAACAUGCAUGACAAUCAGGCAAGUGGGGAUGUAGCUGUAUCUGGGGUUAGGAUGCAGGAAGGUCCUGGGAGGUACAGGAAAGCAGCAGGGCGGCAAGGGAGAGUUCUAUAGUUAGCUCUUACUAGCACUGUGGUGUCACUUAUGCGAUAAGGACAUGGUCAUAUGAGGACAUGCACACACUGGAGACACAGAACAGGAGAAAUUGCAGCACAGCAGGAGGGUGAUGUCCUCAUCCUAAGCUCCAACAGUGACACCCGCUUCAGCUGUAACAAUUGCAAACUGUGGCUCAAUUGUCUUCUUAAAAAGAGAACUGAGGGUGUAAAUACUCCCAAUAUCAGCUUCCUCUUGAACCCUCCUUUGGGUUUAGACUCCUUUAUUUGUCAUAGAUUGUGAUAUAUUGUAAGCUUUAUAACUUCAUUUAUAUCAGACUGAUGGUUCUUAUCUUGGCUAUUAAUUCCUUUUGACCUCUCUUACCUCAUUAGAAAAACAAUCCUUACAACUACAAAGACUGUGGAAUAAUCUAUCUAACAGAGCUAUCUCAAGGUUCUUUUGAAAGGCAAAGGGAACUUAUACAGUUUGUCAUGCCUGGCGAAGAGUUCCCAGCCACUCACCACAGCAAUGGUCUUCCUCUGAUGUUUCAUCUCUACUUCCCUUUUGAUAGGAAUUUUCCUAAAACAAAACUCAUGGUUUGUAUAAAUGUCCAUAUUGGUAUACUCUGUGCUGUGUGCAUGUGUAUCUGAAAGUGAGCUGCACAAAAAUGAGCAACAGGAUUUACUCCUGGGAAGGGACAAGAUUGGUAGGUAAACCUUUGGGAAAUUGGGAGAUUGGCUGCCACUUGAGAUUGCUGCAUGACCCACUGAGAUUCCAGCAUCUCAUUUAUUUCCACUUAUGUCUGAGCCAUUUGGAUUUCAGCCUGGAAUGCUGUUAGGACCAUCCCCUACUGACAUGAAACUCAAUUGGGUUCUGCUGCUCUUCCUCACAAGGAUCAGAUCAUUUGCCAUGAGUUUUUUUCUUUCCACACACGAGCUAUGCAAAUGUUGCUUGCCUUACACAUUUUGGAACCUUCUAGCAUUAGAAAUAUUUUGUCAUUAUCCGACUGUACUUUAGGUUAGCUUCAUUUCUUCUGGGGAGAUUAUUGCCUUACUUAGGAAUUGCAGAGCCCACACCAUUGGGGAUGCAUUUGUUUUCUCAAAAUUUCCUUUGAUAAUGGUUUGAUUUAGCUUGGUUUGGUUUGGUUUGGUUCCCUGCCUUCCCAGAAAGAUAGACUCAUUGGAGAUGUAGCGAGACAUUUUAGUUUCCCAAGCAUACAUACUUCCCCGAGCUUCAAGAGGAUGCUGCCACUCCUUGCCACUUUACCCUUACGGCCAAGCAGCAGCAGAGAUGUCCUAAGGGGCACUUCUCAUUUGCCUUGACUUGCCAGAGCUCCACAGCAUUCAGGAUAAAUCCUGCCUUCUCUUCACAGAAAAGGCAAAGUCAUUUUGCACCAGUUGAACCCAGCCUUAGAGAACUGCAGUAAAUAGGGAUCCAGCAAGGAAGUAAUCAGUUUUGAAAGACUGGAGCUUAUAGCAAGUCCCUGGGCUCUGAUUAGAAAGAAAAACAUCAAUAGGAAAACUGGAACAAUAGUAGAUUGGCCUUGUAAGUUCUGAACAUAUGCAUAUGAAUAUCCAGUAAGAAAAAGCUUAAUGCUUUAUGAUUAAACAUGACAGGGUAGGGACAAAAUGAACUCUGGAGAUCAGGAAGAUGUACAUAGAUGUUGGACUCUGCUGCUGCUUGCCCACAGAUAUAGCUCCAGAGGAACAGCUGCAUAGCAUCUUCAGAGCUGAGUCAGACCAGCUGUACAGGCGAGGAUGCACACAAACACAAAUGUUUCAGACACAGCCUUUUUUGUUUUUUGCCUUUCUUCCACAGCUGCCCAGCUCAGUUCAGAUUUACUGGAGGCAAACACCACUAGGGCAUAGAUGCAGAAGAUUCUGUGGCCUGAAGACUAAAAUGUGAGAAGAAAGCUUUGUGUCCUCCAACCUCAGCUUGAAAAAGCCCAGCAAAUACCACUGAGUUCAAAAAGUUCAUCUGGAUCCCUCAACGUCCUCAUCAUGCUAUACUUACAAUCGUUCUCCUUAGGUUAAUUUACCACUGUGUAAAUUAACAUCCCCCAGCUCUGUUCACCAUUGACCUUUCUAAGUUAGAAUAUAAUUCCUUUCAUUGAGUGUGGCUGAAGAACAUCUGAAGUUUUUGUACAGCAGCUAUUGCUAUUGCGCCUGAGUGUUGAAGAGAAUAUCAAAUUGAAAUGAUUUUUUUCUCUCCCCUGUCAGAAAAAAUCACUCAUCUGUUUGUAUUUGUGUGGGAGUUCGGUCUUUUUCCAUCUUGUACAUCUCUGUUCCUUUCCAUGCUUUAUUUUAUCUUUUCUACAUGUUGAAUCCUCAAACAUUUUAGGAGUUAAGUAGAAUACUUCAUUUUCUCAUUAAGAGAGGCCUUUUGCUGUCCUUUUUUUCAUUUUUUUCUUUGUCAAAGAAUGAAAAUUGAGGAUGCUAUAACUUUUCUGGCUGUCUGAGAUCUUUGUUCUGCAGGAUCUGAUGGCAUUCUCUACCACAUUAUCUCCAUUUGUCUAUAUUACCUGCAUAGACAGAAAUACCUUCGUUGAACCCGUAUGCCCAUGGAAUAUACUGAGGUUUUACAGUGAAGAUAUGCAUUUCUCAUUCAUAUUUUCCUUCUUUGU
Meleagris gallopavo (turkey) is the source of this 8489-nucleotide messenger RNA. The record is from RefSeq and is a predicted model, not a curated record. NCBI's taxonomy places the organism in Eukaryota, Metazoa, Chordata, Aves, Galliformes, Phasianidae.